This is a messenger RNA of Phasianus colchicus (ring-necked pheasant), 2448 nucleotides long. RefSeq names its product protein phosphatase 2 regulatory subunit B'epsilon (gene PPP2R5E). Gene Ontology annotation, molecular function: protein phosphatase activator activity. The record is from RefSeq and is a predicted model, not a curated record. Gene Ontology annotation, cellular component: protein phosphatase type 2A complex; cytosol; nucleus. NCBI's taxonomy places the organism in Eukaryota, Metazoa, Chordata, Aves, Galliformes, Phasianidae. Gene Ontology annotation, biological process: protein dephosphorylation; signal transduction.
UCCCCCCGCGUUUCCCCCCCCCUCCCUUCGCUCCCCCCUUCCCCUCCGCCGCCUCCUCGGGGCCCCUCCGCAGGGCUCCGCCGGGAAUGUGAGUGAGGCAGCGGGCGUCGCAGGCAGGGGGCCGCGCCGAGUGCAUGGGACUGAGCGCAGCCCGAGCAGCCGCCCGCUCCUGAAGCCGCCGCCAACGCCGCCCUGCGCCGGGGAGGCCGCCAACGCCGCCGAGGCCUACAGGCUGCUGCGCCGCCGCGGCGGGGACCGAGCCCGGCGCGUACCGCACUCCAGGCAUCGGCCGCGCUCCGCCGAGCCCGGCUCAGGCCGCCGCCGCCGCCUCCCCCCCGUCUCCGGCUUCUCAACCGGGAGGGUCAAGUAGGGAUAUGUCCUCAGCACCAACUACUCCUCCAUCAGUGGAUAAAGUAGACGGAUUUUCUCGGAAGUCCGUCAGAAAAGCCAGACAGAAGAGGUCACAAAGCUCCUCCCAGUUUAGGUCUCAGGGCAAGCCUAUUGAGUUAACUCCUCUGCCUCUGCUGAAAGACGUUCCAUCUUCAGAGCAGCCUGAACUGUUCCUAAAGAAACUUCAACAGUGCUGUGUCAUUUUUGACUUCAUGGACACGCUUUCAGAUCUUAAAAUGAAAGAAUACAAGCGCUCCACUCUUAAUGAACUGGUCGACUACAUUACAAUAAGCAGAGGCUGUUUGACAGAGCAGACUUACCCUGAAGUAGUUAGAAUGGUAUCUUGCAAUAUCUUCAGAACUCUCCCACCUAGUGACAGCAAUGAAUUUGAUCCAGAAGAAGAUGAACCCACCUUGGAGGCAUCAUGGCCACAUCUACAGCUUGUAUAUGAGUUUUUCAUACGAUUUUUGGAAAGCCAAGAAUUUCAGCCCAGCAUUGCCAAAAAAUACAUAGAUCAGAAAUUUGUAUUGCAGUUGUUGGAGCUGUUUGAUAGUGAAGACCCUCGAGAACGGGACUACCUAAAAACAGUCUUGCACAGAAUUUAUGGCAAGUUUCUGGGUCUUAGAGCAUUUAUCCGAAAACAGAUUAAUAAUAUUUUUCUACGAUUUGUUUAUGAAACUGAACACUUCAAUGGCGUAGCUGAGCUGUUGGAAAUUUUAGGAAGUAUUAUCAAUGGUUUUGCUUUACCUCUUAAGGCAGAGCAUAAACAGUUUCUGGUGAAGGUGCUGAUUCCUUUACAUACUGUCAGGAGUUUAUCACUCUUCCAUGCACAGCUGGCAUAUUGCAUAGUACAGUUUCUGGAGAAAGACCCCUCACUCACAGAACCAGUCAUCAGAGGCUUAAUGAAAUUCUGGCCGAAAACCUGCAGUCAGAAAGAGGUCAUGUUCCUAGGAGAGCUUGAGGAAAUCUUGGAUGUAAUUGAACCAUCACAAUUUGUCAAAAUCCAGGAACCUUUGUUUAAACAAAUUGCCAAGUGUGUCUCUAGCCCUCAUUUUCAGGUGGCUGAAAGAGCACUGUACUAUUGGAAUAAUGAAUACAUCAUGAGUUUGAUAGAGGAGAAUUCAAAUGUCAUACUUCCCAUCAUGUUUUCCAGCCUUUAUAGGAUUUCUAAAGAGCACUGGAAUCCGGCUAUUGUGGCUUUAGUCUACAAUGUGUUGAAGGCAUUUAUGGAAAUGAACAGCACCAUGUUUGAUGAGCUGACAGCCACUUACAAGUCAGAUCGUCAGCGUGAGAAGAAGAAAGAAAAAGAGCGUGAAGAACUGUGGAAAAAACUGGAGGAUUUGGAAUUAAAGAGAGGUCUUAGACGUGAUGGAAUAAUUCCAACUUAACAAAAAAACAAAACAGCAUUAUUAACCUGUGGAGUCACACAUUUAUGUAGUAGAAGAUGGAGCAACAGUUUUCUGUAUUGUGCAACUUUACAGUAGAUUUCACAUUUGUUUCAUUAUUACAACAGCACUGUAUAUACCUGUCUCUAAGUAAAGGAAAAAAAUAAGGACUUUAAUCCAAAGUUUGGACAGCAGAUGGACUUCUCAGAACUUUGCAAACAUAAUCAUUGUUUUAACCCUUCUUUAAAACCAGUCUUCAAAGAUCUGUUGAUAAAAAUUGCAAUGUCAGAUUUCAUUGUCAGGACCUGUUCCUUAUUUAUCGUUAGCAGAGAGUAUAAUACAACUUUCAAAUGUGAACAAUCUUAAAAUUUAGCUUGUCUUUCUGCUAAACUGUUAAGUGUAUUUAUAGUAAAAGAGAAAAAAAGACUGUCAUUUCCUUAUGAGUUUGUGUAACAUCCUCCUUCUCUGGAUAACUUUACUGUAAUUUGACUUUUUUUUUCUUUCCUUUUGCACAUCUUCAUAAGUUGAAUGUCCAUUCAAAUCAGGGCCAUGAAGAAAAAAAAGAAAAAAAAACGUAGGUCCUGAAUAAAAGUUUUGUUUACUGGUGUGAGCAUUUUUUAGUACCAGUCUCUUUCUGGUGCUUCUUUAAUUUGAACAUUAGGAGCUAAAAAAA